Pyrgilauda ruficollis (rufous-necked snowfinch) is the source of this 2268-nucleotide messenger RNA. RefSeq names its product CCM2 scaffold protein (gene CCM2). Bases 228 to 1583 code for a protein of 451 amino acids. The record is from RefSeq and is a predicted model, not a curated record. Gene Ontology annotation, biological process: heart development; vasculogenesis. Lineage: Eukaryota; Metazoa; Chordata; Aves; Passeriformes; Passeridae. The transcript is spliced from 10 exons.
GAAGGCGCCGCCCAAGAUGGCGGCGGGACCCAGCCGCGGGCGCUGAGGCGGCGCCGGGACCGGGACCGGGAGAGGGACAGGGACCGGGAGCGGGAUCGGGAUCGCGACCGGCAGGCGGGGCUGGAGCGGGAACAGGGCGGGCCAUGGCCGCCGCCGCCGCGCGUUGAGGCCCCGCCGCUCACCCGGGCCGGGAUGCCCCGGGGGGGGCCCGGGCCGCCGCCGGAGCCAUGGAGGAGGAGGGCAAGAAGGGCAAGAAGCCUGGAAUCGUGUCCCCGUUCAAGCGCGUGUUCCUGAAGGGGGAGAAGGGCCGGGAUAAGAAGGCUCAGGAGAAGGUGACGGAGCGGCGGCCGCUGCACACCGUGGUGGUGGCACUGCCCGACCGCGUGGAGCCCGACCUGCUGCUCCACGACUACAUCGAGAAGGAGGUCAAGUAUUUAGGGCAGCUCACUUCCAUCCCGGGAUACCUGAACCCCUCCAGCCGCACGGAGAUCCUGCACCUGAUCGACAACGCCAAGAGAGCCCACCAGCUCCCGGGGCAGCUGACCCCGGAGCACGACGCCGUCAUCAGCCUGUCUGCCUACAACAUCAAACUGGUGUGGAGGGACGGGGAGGACCUGAUCCUCAGGGUGCCCAUCCACGACAUCGCCUCCGUCUCCUACAUCCGGGACGACUCCGCACACCUGGUUGUGCUCAAGACAGCUCAGGAUCCCGGGAUCUCUCCGAGCCAGAGCCUGUGUGCCGAGGGCUCCAAGGCGCUGACGUCGGGCUCGCUGUCGGAGAGCGCGGGCGGGCCCCUGGAGUGCUGCUGCCUGGUGGUCCUGGCCACGGAGAACAAGGUGGGUGCCGAGGAGCUGUGCUCCCUGCUCAGCCAGGUCUUCCAGAUCGUUUACACCGAGUCCACCAUCGACUUCCUGGACCGCGCCAUCUUCGACGGCGCCUCGACACCGACGCGGCACCUGUCCCUGCACAGCGAUGACUCUUCCACCAAAGUGGACGUGAAGGAGCCCUUCGAGGCGGAUGCCAGCACUUUUUCCUUUGCAGACACGCUGGAGGCAGGGGACACGUCCCCGUCCUCCUUCUCGGCACGCCCGUCCCCACACGUCACCACGGCCAGCGAGAGCGAGCUCAGCACCACGGCCACCGAGCUGCUCCAGGACUACAUGAUGACGCUGCGCACGAAGCUGUCCUCGCAGGAGAUCCAGCAGUUCGCCAUGCUGCUGCACGAGUACCGCAACGGGGCCUCCAUCCACGAGUUCUGCAUCAACCUCAAGCAGCUCUACGGGGACAGCAGGAAAUUCCUGCUCCUGGGCCUGCGUCCCUUCAUCCCCGAGAAGGACAGCCAGCACUUCGAGAACUUCCUGGAGACCAUCGGGGUCAAGGACGGCCGCGGCAUCAUCACCGACAGCUUCGGCCGCUACCGCCGCUCGCUGGGCGCCGCCUCCGCCGCCAACGGCACCGGCGCCGCCGGCAGCUCCGACGAGCAGUCCGUGCCCUCCGAGGAGGACGAGUGGGACAGGAUGAUCUCCCACAUCAGCAGCGACAUCGAGGCCCUGGGCUGCAGCCUGGACCGGGACUCGUCCUGAGGGAGCCCCGGAGCCGCGGCUGCUCCCGCCGGGAACGCGGGGCUGCCCCCGGGGGGACCCCAGGACACAGAGACACAGUCACCCCCGGACACAGAGUCACCCCGGGGGGACCCCAGGACACAGGGACACCCCCGGACACAGAGUCACCCCGGGGGGACCUGGGGCUGCCCCCCGUGGGGACUUGGAGCCUGGAGCUGGUCCCAGGGUGAUCCUGGGACAUGGAGCUGCCCCUGGAGGGACCCCAGAACAGGGAGCUGCCUCUGGGGGUUCCAGGACACAGAGCUGCCCCUGGAGGGGACAUGAACCAUGGAUCUGCCCUCAGAGGGGCCCAAGAACACCAGCCUGUGCCCUCAUGGAGGUCCUGGAACGUGGAGCUGCCCUUGGAGGGACCCCAGAGCCCUCGUGUGGGAUCUGGGGGCUCCAGCAGGGUGUCUGCACUGCCCCAGCCUCACUGACAGCUCCAGGGGCUCCAGCUGGGACUCAGGGGAACAGACCUGGGUUUGGAUUUUGGGGGCAGAUCUCCUCCCAGAUCUGCUCCUGACCGUCCCCAUCUGCUCCUGAGGGAUGCCAUGAGUGUUGGAUCUAUUCCCAAGGGGCUGGAUCUGCUCCCCUCCCCCAGUUUACAGUUUGCACAGCUGGGUCCCCCAGAACUGCCCCCCCAAAUGAAGUUCUACCACAAUGUGAA